CCACAUAAACUCAUUCCAACAUGUCCAAUCAAGCAUCACCACCGUUCAUUCCCCUCCUUGUGCUCCUCAUUAUACUCCACGUGGCACAGAUCAUCGCCGUUGAUAACACUGCUGGAACCUCAGCAGGCCCCACAGAGGACCACCAUCCUGACUCCACUCUAGAGUUGUACAUGCACGACAUUCUUGGGGGCAGUGGGCCCACAGCCAGGCCCAUAACUGGCUUGCUAGGGAACAUCUACAACGGUCAGAUCCCCUUCGCCAGGCCCCUUGGAUUCAUCCCUCCAAAAGGUGGGGUCCCACUUCCCAAUGCCAACGGUGCAAUCCCCACCGUCAAUGGCAAUAACGGUGUCCCCUUGGGAACUGGGCUAGCCGGGACAACUUUCAUGGGGACCUCAAAUGGGCCGACUGUGUCCAAUCAGGCCCAGUUAGGACCCGACGGUCUAGGGCUGGGAUUCGGUACAAUCACGGUCAUUGAUGAUGUGCUGACCAUGGGACCUGAUCUAGGGUCCCAGGCAGUCGGAAAGGCUCAGGGUGUCUACGUGGCCAGCUCUGCUGAUGGGGCCACACAGAUGAUGGCAUUCACGGCCAUGAUCGAGGGUGGGGAAUACGGCGAUAGCCUGAAUUUCUUCGGAGUCUAUAAGAUCGGGAGUGCCACGUCACAUUUAUCGGUGACCGGCGGCACCGGCAAGUUCAAGAAUGCAUGUGGGUUCGCCGAGGUCCGAUCGCUGUUUCCAUCUGGCCAGCAUGUAAUGGACGGCACAGAGACAUUGCUGAGGAUCACCGUCCAUCUCACCUACUAAAGUCCAAGGGGAGGGAAUCAAAGGCUGAGAUUGAAAUUUGUGGGUGUGUAUGUGAUAUGUGGGAGUAUUUUUAGUCCCUUAUUAUGUGUUAGGUGUGAGGUGCGGGUCACAUUUAAAUGUGUAUCCCUCAGUACCAUGUAAUGGUGUUAUGAAAUAAUUCAAGU
Magnolia sinica is the source of this 964-nucleotide messenger RNA. RefSeq names its product dirigent protein 18-like. NCBI's taxonomy places the organism in Eukaryota, Viridiplantae, Streptophyta, Magnoliopsida, Magnoliales, Magnoliaceae. The coding region runs from base 21 to 800 and encodes 259 amino acids. The transcript has a single exon. The record is from RefSeq and is a predicted model, not a curated record.